AAUGUUACAUUUUUGUGAUUUAUAUCGUUAUCGGACGAUAGAUGUCUGAUAUCGGGAUGUGAGAUUUUGGUCAUAUCACACAGCCCUAGCUGCAGGAGCAGAACAGCUUCUCCAAGCCGGUUCAAAGAUCUGCUUCUAAAGGAACCACAGGACGUUCUCCCCAAGUAACUGAAACUACUCCAACAGCUCUGUGGGGAGCCGCUCUGCUUUUUCUGACAGGACGUUUUUCCAUGAGAAAGGUACGCUGAGACACAGUACAGCAACAACACAAUACUAACAUAACAACAAUAAGAGUAAGUAAGGAGAUAAAGUAUAUGUCACUGUAGACGGAGCAGCAGCAUGUACACAGCAUGCUUACAGUCCAGCGUUCUUUCUAAGAUCUUCUCAUCAUUUGGUCUGAACAUCAGACCCACGUUAUGUUGAAGUAAGUCAGUAUUUGUCUCCUAACACAGACUGACACUGGCUGGGUUUGGAGUCAGGUUGGUUCAUCUCCUUCUUCUGACUCGAGAACAAAGUUAGUUUUUUUCAACAAACACAUUUUUGUUGAAAAACAACAAACUUUUUGCUUUCCAGCAACAAAUAUUCAAAUCUGAGUGGCGUCUGAAAAACAUGAAGACAAACACGUGAAAUGAGAGUUUGUUAGCUGCUGGUGCUGAUGGAGAGAGCAGGUGUUAAUGUUCCUGUUUGCUUUGCUGUCUCCGUGUUCCACGUGUCUUUGUUUACAAGGAACAUUAAUCUCUGUUUUUACCUGUGUGCAUCCCAAGGCUGCUCACACCUGAUUGGUCAACAGGACAGAAACCUGCAGAUGUUCACAUCCAGAUGUGUUCAUAGAGACGGGGUUACCUGUUCUGAAGCUGCUCCUUCAGGUUCUCGAGGGAGAUAAAAAUUUGUUAGAGGAUCAUGAAAUCAGAGUGAGGGUCACCUGUGCACAGGUGUUACAGAGACGGGAACAGAAAGAGCAGCAGAUUAAACUUAAAAACCCGUCCAGCUGCUAACAGGUGAUCCAGGCGGGUUCUCCAAGUUCUUCAGGUGCUCUUUGGUUUCGUGCCCUCUGGGUCUCACAUGUACUUCCUGUGUGUUUCAGGGGUCCUCAGGACACGUGCUUCGAAGGCGGAGUGUUUCCAGCCAUCCUCAGCUUCCCCUCCGAUUACCCCCUCAGUCCUCCAAAGAUGAGGUUCACCUGCGACAUGUUUCACCCCAACAUCUAUCCGGACGGUCGGGUCUGUAUCUCCAUCCUCCACGCUCCGGGCGACGAUCCGAUGGGAUAUGAGAGUAGUGCAGAGAGGUGGAGUCCGGUCCAGAGUGUAGAGAAGAUCCUGCUGUCUGUGGUCAGCAUGCUGGCAGAGCCCAACGAUGAGAGCGGAGCGAACGUCGAUGCCUCCAAGAUGUGGCGGGAAGAUCGAGAGCAGUUCAACAAACUCGCCCAGAAGAUCGUACGCAAGUCUCUGGGCCUGUAGAGAUGAUGUCAUCAGCCUGUGCCCUGUGUGUGUGUGUGUGUGUGUGUGUACAGCAGAAACAAAUGGCAUGGACAGACACACAUACACAGGGCGCUCAGUAUGGACAGAUCAAUACAUAAACUGAUGGAUGGAAGCCGAUCAAAGGACACAAACCAAACGCGAUGACAUCACCACCACUUUCACUCCAACAGCAGCAGCAGAAACGGCGCCGCCAUACCUCGUCCGUCUCCUCUGCAGGACAAUAUUUAUCAAUAAAUUCAUGAAAAGAUCAAUUUAAACUUUGUUUGUAUAGGAUAGAAAUUAUGUUUUACCUGAAGCUGUUGUCCCAUAGCGCCCCCUGCUGUGCCGCCUGGUGCUGUCAGCGUACAGUUGUCGACACAGAGGGGAGCCGGUCUGAUGUCCAGGAAGUUUCUCAUCAUUCCGAUCUGGUUUAAAGUUCAGGGAUUCAGACUGCUGACGGAUCGAAAGAGUCCUGCAACCGCAGUACCCCGCCCCGCCCCGACUCCUGCUUCCUGUUUCUGUUCGUUUGCUGCUGUUGGCGAGAAAUCGUUUCUGAUCUGACUGGUUGAUAAACGUGGACUUGGACUGGACGUCCGGUCGGACGGAAGCACGCCGGCUUCUCUCAGCAGGACUUCAUGCACUUUAUGUCUUCCUGAAGGAGGACGUCGCGAUGGUUCAGCUCGCCGAGGAGCUGACGGGAGCGCAGAGCUUUAGUUUGAAGGGUUUCUUUGAAUUUGUCUGAUUUAACAAACGAUUAAUAAAAAAUACCAAGAGCA
This is a messenger RNA of Haplochromis burtoni (Burton's mouthbrooder), 2233 nucleotides long. Its product is annotated as ubiquitin-conjugating enzyme E2 G2. Lineage: Eukaryota; Metazoa; Chordata; Actinopteri; Cichliformes; Cichlidae. The record is from RefSeq and is a predicted model, not a curated record. The transcript has 3 exons. Bases 1170 to 1457 code for a protein of 95 amino acids. Gene Ontology annotation, cellular component: endoplasmic reticulum; cytosol.